ACAGUUUUGUUUAUUAAUAACUAAAAAUUAUUAUAUCGGCCUUUAAAACUAAGUUGAAACCAGAUUUUUGUAAAAGGGGCCAUGACUUGAUUUGUUUACAUUCGUAAGGCUUUUUUGGUACUUUGGGUUUAAAACAAUUAAUUGAGGGAAAUGCAGUUGCCUGGUGCCCCAUUUUCUUUAUCGUAAAUAAACAAUUAUUGAACGAUAAUCCGACUCUGAUUGUAAUUUCCAAUGAAAACUAACACAUUUGAACCAAAUUUUCGCAGGUGCCGAGAGAUUUUUUUGACAAUCUUUUAUCUUAAUUUAUUUGACAACUGUAGUUGCCAUAAUAUGCCAAAUUAAUAACUUGAAAAUGGUUAAAGCUUCAACUAAAGCCUCUACAAAAACUUCGACUAAAACAAAAAAGCAAAAAAGUGCCGCUAGUCUUCCGGAAGGUCAGCCUGGGUCGCUGAGGUCAAAAAUAAGCGUUUUGACCGAAGAAGACUUAACGAAUUCGGCUGAGAUUACGAUAGUUAUACAAAGUUACCAGAAUAUUCCUGCCAAUUAUCCUUCUUCACAUAUAUUGACCAAAUGUCAAUAUAUGGGGAAAAGUAUUGGGGAAAGUACAAAAGUGCUACUCACCGAUGAUCCGAUCCUAAUAACCGACCACAAAUUUAUCAUUAGAUGUAACAUUGAUUCCCCCAAUGGCUUAGAUAAAUUAGUGACCCAUCCCGUGAUCCUCCAAAUUUUUCAAACACCAAACGAGUCUCGCUUAUUCACCGAGAGUGAGCACAACUUGGACAUUGAAAAAAUUAUUUUAGACGAAAAUUUAUCGUCAAUUGAAAGCGCUCUCUCCUUAUACGAGGCACUGACCGGAGACGUGGUGGAAAAAGUUGACAUUAUAGCCUCCCCGAGUAAUAAAAAAGUCAAAAGCAAAUCGAAAAAAAAGAAAAGCAAAGACAAAAUCAGCAAGUCGAGUAAAGGCAGCAAGCAAAGCAAAGACAACGUUAAGCGAAAAUCAAGCAAAGACAGCAAAAAAUCCAAGGGUUCGUCAAAAGCAUCAUCGAAAAAAGGGCGCAGUAAAGACAAACUCCCGAAAAAAACCGACAGUGUUAAAAGCGAAACGGAAACUGGAGCUUGCGUCAUAGAUCUGUUGCCGCUCAUUUUUGGUAACUCCACUUUUACCGAAUUUGUGCCCCUGAUCAUCCCUCACACGUUUUGCGACGACCGUAUGACUCGGUAUUCACACAAACCUGGGCUUUCUGUAAUGGUAUCAAUCGAUAAACCUGUAGAAUUUCCUUGCACACCAAUUUUAGCAAACUUAACGUUGGAGUCGAUUUACAACAUUCCCUCAAUCAUGAAUAACGAAAUGGAAUGCCAAGUUUGUAUGGUCAUACCUUCUGCAAACCUGCCCCAUAAACCAGUGUUGUUUAAAAAUGGAACUUACAAAGAAGUCGCGCCACAAAAGGAGUACAAACAGUGGCCGGAAGUUCCAAACGAGAGUUAUUUCAAUAAAACAGCAUAUAAAGUGGAGAGCGAUACUAGCAAUGUCAAAAACUGUGUAGACAAUGUCAAGAACAUAGAGGAAGCCACCAGUGAGAGUAAACCAGUGAUACAGUUUAACUGUGUUAAAAGAAAUGUCCUCCUAAAGGAAGGGUUUUUCACUUUGUAUGACCACAUUCGAAAAUAUCGCAGACUUGUACUUGAGUUUUAUGUCUUUAAGAAGCAAACUGAACAUAAGAAAGAAUCAAAACCAUCGAAAGUCAAAAGUAGGACAAGUUCUACAACUAUUGACGAAGUUAAAGAAAAACCAACGAGUUAUCUUCACUUAAUGGCCGUGGUCGACCUUUCGUCGCUCAUUUUUCCCGGAGUCACUAAGCUGCGUUUGGCUGCACCCUUGACCACGUUUCACUACCAAGAAGCCCUGUUUUACGGUGGUUUAAACGACUCACAUUUUUUCCCUUCUCCAAAACUUGAAUCGGCUGUAUUACAUAAGAACGAAUCUAAGUUGAAAGCUCACAAAAAAGAUAAAAAGUCCAAGAGCGACAAAUCGAGCGCGAAAUCAAAAGGAAGUAAGAAAACAAAAGGGAGUAAAAAAUCUAAAGACAGCAAAAAAUCCAAAGGGAGCAAAAAAUCCAAAGGGAGCAAAAAAUCUAAAGGGAGCAAAAAAUCAAAAGAGAAAAAAGCCAAGAAACACCCGAAAGAAGAUUUAAAUUUAAAUGAUGCGUUGCCAGCGGAGCCCCCUCCUGAGACACCCCCAGAACCCAGUAAAAAAGUCUACAACGAAAAGGGGCAACAAACAUUUAUUGUGUUAGAAAUAGAACUGACACAACCCCUAGUUGAAAAGGCUACAGUUAGUGAUUUACACGGCAGUUUGAAACAGUUAGUUCAUGUGAAACCAGCGGUCUCAAAAAUAAUGCUCAACAAGCAACUGGACACGACACUGUGCAAAAAAAUUGUGAAAGAAGUCAUAUAUAAAAUAAACGAAACGUACUGUACUUACAUUGAGAAGAAAAAUCAGUGUCACUGUUCAAACCAAGCCGACUUUUUGACUUACAUAAAACGUUCCGGUUUGUACCAAAACCUGGUUUUUACUGUGGGACAUGUCGCCUGUUUAAUCGCCCAAUUUAAAUUGGACAAGAUCGAAAAAGUGCAGUCGAUUCACAAAUAUCACAAUUUUUUGGAACACAUAUUUGUCUGGUUGAUGAGUGAAGUCAAUCAUGUUUUGAAUGAAAUGACGACAAUAGGCCGGCAUAUUAAGGCUUUCCCCGAAAGUUCGCUAAAGUCUCUCUUAUUUUACGCCAAAGAGGCGGAAGAGAUUGGAAACGCGGCUUUGGCGGAACAAUAUUAUUUAAAGAGAAUGCAAUACGACCCAACAAACCCUGGUCCUUGGUUUGAUUUUGCUGUUUACAAGGUCGGAAAAGGGGACUACGAAAGCGCCCUAAUGUGUUUACAAGAGGCUUUAACCAGAAAAUUGUACCAUCACAAUAGUUUAUUACUAACUGGUGUACUUCUCGCCGAAACUAAACGUUUCAAAGAGGCGGAAAUGUGUUUAUUGACUUUAAUGGUUCAAGAGUCUCGGUGGACUGAAGGAUGGGCUGUUCUCUACUUAUUUUACAAAGAAGUGGAUAACGCUGGAGGAAUGGAUUUAUCGAAAGAAAUGGUUUUGAAAUAUUUGGACGAUCCUCGAUCUCCAACUGACGAUUUUAUAAAAAAUGAGGACUUAGUAUGGACUUCGGAAAUAUGUCCGAACACGUUAUAUUUCAAAGCAAGCGUCAUUCUUUUGAAAAUGAGGCUAUACUCAUGGGUGGAGAACGCACUAGCAUGCGAGUUGAGAGAGCCUGGAGUUGUGCACUAUUUGUUGGCUGUUAUUUGUUAUUACAAGAAAAAUUAUCAUCAUGCACUUGAACAUUUAGACCGAGCACGAUUUUUCCAUGGUUCUGACCGUGCAGUUUUGAGUUUAACAGGCCACUGUUACCUAGCCAUUGGGAAACAACAAGAAGCAUACGAACAGUAUUCACACAUUUUAGAAUCUUUUCAAAGACCUGAUAAUAUUCAUCUAGUUUACUUGAACUGUGCUAAAGUAGCGCCCAACGCACAGGAAGCAAAAAAAUUAUUACUUACAGCUUGUAAACACAGACCGACUCCAUACACAUGGAUGGCUUGUGGCAUUGCAUAUUUGAAAUUGAACGAUUUUUUGAGCGCCGAGGAGUGUUUUUCUGAGUCGGUUUUCUUAGAUAAUUCAAGAGCUGACGCUUGGGGUUAUCUAACAUUGACUAAUUUGAAAAUGCGACGGCUUAAUGAGGCUGAAAUGUGUUACGCAUUAGCACUGAAGAAUGAUUUAACAGAUCAAUGUUUGCUGGAUGAGAUACAAAUUGGGUUCGAAAAAUUAAAAUCAAAAUAAGUCUUCUUUAUUAAUGUUUUGUAUUAAAAAUUAUAAGUAAAAAUUAAAAAAAACUUAA
This is a messenger RNA of Tribolium castaneum (red flour beetle), 3941 nucleotides long. RefSeq names its product cilia- and flagella-associated protein 70. Gene Ontology annotation, molecular function: protein binding. Gene Ontology annotation, biological process: cilium movement; cilium assembly. Gene Ontology annotation, cellular component: extracellular exosome; motile cilium. The record is from RefSeq and is a predicted model, not a curated record. The coding region runs from base 353 to 3883 and encodes 1176 amino acids. Lineage: Eukaryota; Metazoa; Arthropoda; Insecta; Coleoptera; Tenebrionidae. The transcript has 19 exons.